Messenger RNA from Chara braunii, 885 nucleotides. The record is from the annotation of a GenBank genome assembly. NCBI's taxonomy places the organism in Eukaryota, Viridiplantae, Streptophyta, Charophyceae, Charales, Characeae.
GGUGAGGUUUGGAACCACUAACCCGGUUGUACACUUAUCACCAUGGUGGACCUGCGUAGUGGGAAGAGCACUAGCCCAUAUACCGCUGAGCAGCAAGAAAAGAUGGUCGCCGUAGCCAAAGAGAAUAGGGAGAGGAAAGAGCGUGAGAAGCAGGCGAAGCUAAAGGCUGUCGCAGACGAGCGGGCGGCGAAGCUAAAGGAAGUGGAGGAGGAGAUGAAGAAGAAGGAGAAGGUUGUUGAAGAAGAAGCGGCAGCAGAAGAGGCAAAAGAAAUGAUGAGGAUUGAAAGCGGAGAAGGAAGUAGUGGCACGAAGGAGGACACCGACGCGGAGAUUGAAAAGAAGAUCAGCGAGUGGGUUGCUAACUUAUCGUUGGGGGAAGACGAAGAGGCGAAGUCAUACGUGACUGAGGAUGAGAACGCCGCAUUGGUCGCUGAGCUAGCAACCAUGAAGGAUCCUAUGGAGCGAAGAGAGUGGGAAGACGAGCAAAAGUUGCAGUGGAAGCUGAGGAUGAAGAGGGAGAAGAGGAGGAGGAGAGAAGAGGUGAACAAGAUGACCGCAACAGUGGCAAAAGCGCAGGAGUGUAGAGCGGAGGUAUUGGCCCAGCCAGAUGAUAAGGCCAAAUGGGACAAAGUAUUGGGCUACCUAGAGGUGUUGAGUAAGGCCUGAAUGGAGGAGCGCCAGGCUAGUUGGAGUCAGGAUGUAGCAUUGAGUGCCAUCCGGUCAGGAUUUAGGGAGUUUGCGCGCGAGAUCGUCACCCACAUUGGGGGCGAAGUGAAACAGUUGAGGGACAACGUAGGGAAGUAUUGCGAAGGCGCCAUUGAGGGUGCCAAAGCCAUAGCUGCUGCAUAGGGCGAAGGUAGACCCCGCAAAGAGCCUGUAAAGCUC